GUCUCUCUGCCACCUUCCAACUCACUAAUCUCAAAUAAAUAUUAUCUCUCUCCCCUCCACUCUCCCACACUUUUUACAGAGACCAAGUCUCAACUGUGUGUGUGAGAGAAACAAAGAAAUAGAUAAUAAAAAUAGUGUGUGUGUGUGUGAUCUAAAUGAAAGGGGAUGUUGGGGGAAAGAUGGUAAUUAAGUCAAAACUGAAGUGGGUUGGCUUAGUAGGAUUAGUACUAUCUGCUUUAUCUCUUUUUACUCACUUUCUUCUAGCUAGAUAUUCUUCUUAUACAGAUGUAGAAAGUGUUACUAGUACUGAAUAUCAAGCUAUUACCAUCUUUUCUUGGAGACCCAUUUUUGAAGCAGAUCUUUCCCCAAAUAGUAAAUUGUAUAGAAGAUUAUGGGGGCCUGUUAGGCGUUUUGAAUCUUUGCAGCCACAUGCUAAACCUAGAGAACAAUAUGCAGUUCCGGUUUCAGAGUCAGAUAGAUUUAUUUUUGUACGGAUACGUGGUGGAUUUCAUGAGAUUAGGAGCUCGAUAUGUGAUGCUGUUGUUAUUGCUCGGCUUCUCAAUGCUACACUUGUUAUUCCUGAAAUCCAAUCGACCACAAGCAGCAAAGGAAUAAGUGCUCAAUUUAAGAGUUUUGCUUACCUUUACAAUGAGGAUCAAUUCAUGGCUGCCUUAGCGAAUGAUAUCCCUGUAGUAAAAACCCUCCCCAAAAGCCUUAAAGGAGCUAGAAGAAAGAAGGAAAUCCCUUCGUUUAAAGUGUUUAACUCACAGUCUCCCUAUUAUUAUUUACACCACGUUCUCCCAGUUUUGAAACGGCACUCUGUGGUGGAGCUUGUUGUUUCCGAUGGUGGAUGCUUGCAGGCUAUACUUCCUCCAGAUCUUGAGGAAUAUCAACGGCUGAGAUGUCGUGUUGUAUUUCAUGCUUUAAGCUUCCGACAAGAGGUCCAGGAAUUGGCAACCAAGAUUUUACAUAGGUUAAGGGCACCCGGAAGGCCAUUUAUAGCGUAUGAUCCAGGGAUGACAAGAGAUGCUUUAGCAUAUUAUGGUUGUGCUGAGCUCUUCCAGGAUGUACAUACCGAACUUAUUCAGCACAGACGAUUGUGGAUGUUGAAACGUGGAAUUGUGAAGGGAAAUCUUACUGUGGACUCGAAUGCACGACGUCUAAAUGGUUCUUGUCCCCUUAUGCCAGAAGAGAUUGGCAUCAUCCUUCGUGCAUACGGAUAUUCUUGGGACACAAUAAUCUACAUAUCCGGAGGAGAAGUCUUCGGUGGGCAAAAGAAAUUGAUUCCAUUUCAUGCAAUGUUUGAGAAUGUGGUUGACAGAACAUCUCUUACUACACCUUGGGAGUUAAACAAAAUAUAUGGUCGCGAAGCCAACCUCGUUGACAAAUAUACAAAAACCCCACCUUCUGCAGAGAAGGAAAUGAAAUAUGAAUCAUGGAAAACAUCGGGUCAACGUCCACGUCCACUCCCGCCACCUCCUGCCAGGCCGAAGUCAUAUAACAUUGAAGGAUGGUGGGGUUGGGUGGCUGAGAGUGAUAAUGAGCCCGAGAGUACUGUGAUUGAGUUGAGAACUAAUGCUCAUAAGCUGCUGUGGGAAGCAAUUGAUUACUUGGUGUGUGUUGAAGCUGAUGUAUUUGUUCCUGGUUUUGACCGUGAUGGUAAAGGAAGGCCUAGUUUUGCUAGUUUGGUGAUGGGGCACAGACUCUAUCAAUCUGCUACAGCUAAAUCUUUCAGGCUAGACAGGAAAGAAGUCGCAAAGCAUAUGGAAGAAAUCAGUGACCAUUUAUACGAAGUCAACCAGACGUGGAUCAAAUCGGUGAGAAGUCACUUGAAAAAAAGCUUGCUUGAUGGAUUAACUGAGGAAUCAAAAGUAUCAAAGUCUUUAUCUUUUCUUUCUUUUCCGGUUCCUGAAUGUUCUUGUUUGAGAUCCGAGUCAAAUGGAGCAUCAUCUUAUGCUUCAGCUUCCCAACUACCAGCUGCGGUUAAAACUGCUCGGUCAUGUCCUGCUUGGAUGGGUAAAGAUGCAUCUUCACGUCCAGGGGAGAAGGAAAAUGAUGAUGAUCUAGAUGAAGAUGAUUCUGGACCUUUUAGUUUGUUUUUCCGUCAAAGUGCAGGUUCUAGUAACAGAAAUACUGCAAGUAGUGGUGUUAGAGGUGGUGGAGAGAUGAUGAGCAGCAAAGAAGAGACUCAGAUGGAAGAUCAAGAAGAAAUGGAGGGCGGAGAUUGAUAGAUUACUGAAUCAGAAGGCCCCCUAAUUGUAGUCUAACUUUAGUUAUCUGUACAGUUGGAACACAUCAUGGUUAAACUGUUCUAUUUUGUAAGUACAGUAUAACUUUUGAUGUCAAGGCUGUUGUAUUUUAACUCCUAUAUUCAUUAGUAUUAUUUGAACUUUAGAAUAUUCUUUGUCUACAUUCAUUUUCACAGAUAUAAAAUGGAAUUUUUUUUUAA
Messenger RNA from Erigeron canadensis, 2449 nucleotides. RefSeq names its product O-fucosyltransferase 27. The coding region runs from base 156 to 2228 and encodes 690 amino acids. The record is from RefSeq and is a predicted model, not a curated record. Lineage: Eukaryota; Viridiplantae; Streptophyta; Magnoliopsida; Asterales; Asteraceae. Gene Ontology annotation, cellular component: endosome; trans-Golgi network; Golgi apparatus. The transcript is spliced from 10 exons.